Messenger RNA from Salvelinus fontinalis (brook trout), 8147 nucleotides. It is a transcript of the gene pprc1, whose product is annotated as PPARG related coactivator 1. The transcript has 14 exons. Lineage: Eukaryota; Metazoa; Chordata; Actinopteri; Salmoniformes; Salmonidae. The record is from RefSeq and is a predicted model, not a curated record. The coding region runs from base 16 to 4095 and encodes 1359 amino acids. Gene Ontology annotation, molecular function: RNA binding; transcription factor binding. Gene Ontology annotation, biological process: positive regulation of transcription by RNA polymerase II. Gene Ontology annotation, cellular component: nucleus.
AGUGUUGUAACUAAAAUGGCGGCGCGGUGGGGAGCAGGCGAUGAGAUUUUAGCUGCCUGCAACAUGGAGUUUUUCUCAACAAAUACUCUAGACGAGGUGGUGAAUCUCCAUGGGGGCCUGUCCAGUGAAAGCGUGCCCAGACUGGAGCUGGAUACAGGAGAGGUUCUGGAGGCCCUCCACUGCUGUCUGGACCCCUCCAUACUGUCCAUCUUUGAGGACACACCCUCAGGAGAGAAUAAAUUUGGACUUGAUGAGGUGAACCAGGCUACACUGCUCACAGCUUUGACGGAGAUCCUGGAUAACGUGGACAAUGAGAACCUUUCCCACUUUGACACGCUGCCAGACUCGGACCUACUGUCUGGCCAGAAAUAUCGGGAACACUCUCCGCUGAGGAGACUGCUGUGCUUGUCCCGCUCGCCUCCAGAGAGAGAGACACUCUGCAACACAAGACAGUUCUCCACAGGAAAGAGUCUCCCCAGGACACAGAAGUCUGUCCAGAGGAGUGACGGAGAGGAGGAAGAGGAUGGAGAGCAAGAGCUCCUGAACUGGGAUGGCCUGAAUCUGCCUCUUCCGCUGGCUCUGGAGCAGCACAUGGGGGAAGAGGGCGAGGAUGGAGAGAGCAUGUCAGUGAGUCUAGGAGAGCUGGUCAGACACAUGCACCCCUACUGCAUGGCUGUGUGCAUGGAGAAUGGAGAAGGGGAAGAACAGAUGCUGGCAGAGAAAAGGAUACUGCUGGAGGUGGUGGACCAGGGAGUGCAUCAAGAAUCUAUAUUUGCCCUCCCCGAUAUGGGCCUCUCCCUCUGUCAUCCCUCUUUCUCCUUGCCUGGAGUAGAAGACUCAUCCGAAGCGGAGCAGAGGGUUCCAAAUGAAGUUUUGGAGGCCGCCAUUUUGGAGACGCAAGAGUCUGCGAAUGAUGAUGUCGUAAUUGGGGAUGACCCAGCAGAGGUGGCUGGCCCUUCUGACCCCGCGGUGACCCUGAGGUCAGAGGCAAGGGGUGAGAAGGUCAUCAACAGGAGACCAAAGGAGGAGACUGCAGAGAGAUGUCCGUCUCGAAGGAAACGGAAAAACAAAAUGGAGAAUUCACCUCACGAAGUCACACCUGAACCUGACCAGGCAGAGAGGAGGGUCCUGAGGAGAGCAGCCCAGGAAUCCUCGUCCUGCGAGCCUGUCAAGGAGACAGCCAAACCGAAGAAAAAGGUCAAGAUCAAGUCGUUAACUUCCACCAUUUCUACGGCCGCCCCCGAGGCGCCAAAACACAAGAGGAGAGCGACACAUGCCGCCGAAAAACAUGUGGAAGUCACCACCCUAGUACUUCCCAAACAACCCAGCAUUAAGGUCAUGCCCGCCUCUGACCUGUUGCCAAUGACUAUGACCCCCGAGAAGGUCUCCCAACCAACCACAGCCUGCGGGAAGCCUCAAGGCCCCCCAGCUUCUACAGCUGCCCACCAGAUGGAAGCCCCCCAGGCAAUGACAAUCAACCUUCCCAGUGCCAACCCUGUAUCAGUGGCCCCUCAGCCAACGAUGCAGCCCAACAUUGCCCCUCUAGUGGCCCACCAGGCGAUCCCCCCUCAGGCUAUUGAACCCAAACCCAAGCCCCUGUCCCUCCAGCAGUACCGGCUGCUGCGCCAGCAAAAGAAACUUGCCCCCCUAGAGAGACUGGAGAACCAGAGCGUCAAGUGGCCCAUCCUCCUUGAGGCCCCUACAGAGCUGCCCCCCAUCCCCAUCCCCUGCCUCCCCACCCCCUCCUCCAGAGGCCCCCACCCCUCCCCGGGGAAGAAUGAGGUGGAGGAAGUGAAAGCAGCCUGGCAGCCCAUGGGACCAGGAGCACCUCCUACACCUGAAGCCCUGCUGGUGCCUCCUGCUUACAUGCAGGCCUCCAAGUCAUAUUCCUCUAGCAAAGUUGCCAUUGAAAAUGUGGCUCUUACCACCCCUCCCCAGCAAGCGGCUAUUCCUACUCCACAGUCAUCUAAAGCUAGGCAACUCCAGCCCCUAAUCUCCGCUAUGCCUGCAUCCAGUACUGUGAAGGCGAUACCAUCCCAAACCCCCUCUACCAAGGCCCAGACCCUUUCUGUGAAGUGUUGUAUACCCCAGGCCCCCCAGCCUGCACUCUCAAACCCCCUGCUCCAGUCUCAGCUACCCUCCUUGAAGACUGUGGCCCUUAUCAAAUCUCAGAGCUCCAGUGGAGCCUCUUCUAAAACCACUACAGAUGCCCACAGGUCCACCUUAAUUGCUCCUAUACCCCAAAAACCCACCCCCGUCGCUACUAUUGUACCCAAGAGAACUUUAAACCCCAACGCUGCUGCUGUUUGUGUACAGAAACCUACCCCUGCUCUGAAGGUGUCUACUAAUCUCCAGAAGGGAGUAGUUGCUCUGCCCCAGUCUAGGGUGCCUGAGCUACCUACCAUCACUCCUGUGUCUGCCCCAGCCAAGCCCUCCAACGUCCAGGCCUUCAAACCUCCAGUGAGGUGUUCUCCAGCCCAGGAGGCCCCCAAAGCCAGGAGUCCUACUCAGGAGCCGAUAGAGGCCUUCACCGGUGAAAUCGGUAUUGAAGCUGCAGACCUCACCAGCCUGCUGGAGCAGUUUGAAGAGACACAAGCUAAAGAGGAGCAGUGUGUUCCGGAGGUCUCUGGUAGAGCAGCAGCUGUAGGAAACUCUAGUGUGGCGCAGCCAUGUGAUAGGACCCCUGUGGAGAGAGUCCGAGCGCAUGACCUGACCAGCACUGCAGAUCUGACUCCUCCAGCUACCCCUCCUCACCAGAUGUGGAAGCCCCUGGUCCCAAUUGCCCUCCUUGGUAAGAGCCAAGCCACUGAGGCCCCCAAACCAUCACCCUCCAAGGCCAUCCAGAUCGACACGCAGCCCCUGCCCUCCAACAAGCUUCGGAGCAAGCCCCCCAGCCCCCCUAUAACUCCCACCCCCAAUCCAGUGUCUCUCACCCUGGCCUUUUCAGACCACGACUACUCCCUCCUUCAGAAGGAACCCAUGGCUAUUGCAAGAGAGCCAGGCAAGCGCUGGAAUGUCAAACAGCAAGCAGCCAUCACCAUCGAGCCACUUGGCAGCAACACUACCUGGGUACCCCAGAGGAUCCCUGCCCCCUCCCUCCAAACCCUCACAACUGCCCUGGGUACGAAGAACCAUCAGGCCCCCCUAGUUCCCCAGCCCCUGCAUGUAAAGACUGACAGGACUAGCUCUGUGCUGGAGACCCCUGAUGCCUCUCCCACCAGGCUGAUGGACCAGGCUGGUCCCCUGGAGAGGAGUCCCAAGAAAGGGAGGUAUUACCGAAGUUACAAUAAUACCUUCUCCCACAGGCCUAGCCCAAGCCCCAGGGAAGGAAAGCGAGGAAGGAAGAGGAAAAGGAGUAUUCACCGUUCCUCCAGCCCUGACUUUACUGACUCGGAGUCGGACUCCUCUUCUCAGUCUAGAUCUCGCUCUCUACCCAGGAAGAGGUACAGGCCUCGUCACUCUGAUAGCAGCUUCAGUGCCUCAUCUUGCUCCUCCUCUCGUUCCUCCUCUCGUUCCCUGGCCUGCUUUCCAAGGCGGCGGCGAUAUUCCUACUCCUCUUCCCGAUCAGGAUCAUGGAGUAGGUCCCGUUCCCGCUCUCCCCACAGACGGGCGUGGAGUAGAUGCAGCAGACAACGCAGCCCGUCUUUCAGACCAGGCUACCGGCCUGAAUCUAGAGAAAACAGUGAGGUGGGGAAGAGACUCAAAGAUAAAGCCAUUGAUGAGCGUCGGGUUGUUUACGUAGGGCGAAUCCGAGAGACAAUGACUCAUAAAGAGCUGAAUGAACGCUUCUCUCUGUACGGAGAGAUUGAGGAGUGCACUUUACAUUUCAGAGGCCAUGGGGAUAACUAUGGGUUUGUGACCUACUACGAUACGAAGGAUGCAUUCACGGCCAUCGAGAACGGCAGCAAGCUCCGUAAGCCUGACGAACUCCCCUUUGACCUCUGCUUCGGAGGAAGGAGACAGUUCUGCAAGACGAGCUACGCUGAUCUAGAUUCUAAUCGCGAGUAUGACCCGUCGGCACCCGUGACUGGCAAGUUUGAUGCCCUUGACUUUGACACUUUACUGAAGCAGGCCCAGAAGAGUCUGAAGAGGUAACAGAGGUCAGCCCACUGGGGGCUCCACACUAAGACUUACCUCAUAGCCGUUGGCAGGCUCCUCCCACUAUCAUCGCUGGCUUCGCCUUGACCGAGGGUGUGGACCACAACGCACGGUCGAUACAUUAGCCAGCUAACAUUAAUUUACAUGCAGAUAUAGCUCUCUUCUGGUUCAUACAAUAACUUUUAAAGCUGCAAGCAGAAAUUAUAGAGUAAUAGAACCUUUACAUCUUGGUUUAACCUGUCUAGCCCAGGCGCUCCGCUAGCGGAACUCCUCCCACAUUCCACUAAAAAGGCAGAGCGCGAAAUUCAAAAAAUAUUUUUAGAAAUAUUUAACUUUCACACAUUAACAAGUCCAAUACAGCAAAUGAAAGAUGCAAAUCUUGUGAAUCCAGUCAACAUGUCCGAUUUUUAAAGUGUUUUACAGCGAAAACAGCACGUAUAUUUGUUAGCUAACCACCAAAUACAAAGAAGGACAGACAUUUUUCACAGCACAGGUAGCAUGCACAAAGCCAACCUAACUAACCAACAAACAACUUCAUCAGAUGACAGUCUUAUAACAUGUUACACAAUAAAUUUAUGUUUUGUUCGAAAAAUGUGCAUAUUUGAGGUAUAAAUCAGUUUUACAUUGCAGCUACCAUCACAGCUACCGUCAAAAAUAGCACCGAAGCAGCCAGAGCAAUUAUAGAGACCAAUGUGGAAUAACUAAAUACUCAUCAUAAAACAUUUCUGAAAAAUACACAGCGUACAGCAAAUGAAAGACACAGAUCUUGUGAAUCCAGCCAAUAUUUCAGAUUUUCUAAGUGUUUUACAGCGCAAACACAAUAUAGCGUUAUAUUAGCUUAGCACAAUAGCAAAAAUUACAACAGCAUUGAUUCAAGCCAAACAUAGCAAUAACGUAUAAACCACCAAAAUAUAUUAUUUUUUUCACUAACCUUCUCAGAAUUCUUCAGAUGACAGUCCUAUAACAUCAUAUUACACAAUGCAUAUAGAGUUUGUUCGAAAAUGUGCAUAUUUAGCGGCACAAAUCGUGCUUAUACAAUGAGAAUAGUGUCCAUAACGUCAAGCAAUCUGUCCGGCGCUAUCUUGGAAAGGCACCUAUUCUUAUCAAACUAUUCAUAAACUUGACAAAAAAAAUACAGGUUGGACAAUUGAAAGACAAAUUAGUUCUUAAUGCAAUCGCUGGGUUAAAUUGUUUAAAUUAGGUUAAAUUGUUUAAAUUAACGUAACUGCGCAAUACAGCGUGCGAUAAAGCAAGGCUACACUGCAAGUAAUGGAGUCUAAUGCAUUUGAAUUUUUUUCAACAGAACAAUGAAUUAUCAGCAUAAAGACUGCUUACUAUUAGCUGAGCUUCCAUCAGAAUCUUGGGCACGGUGUCCUUUCUUCAGAAAAAUCGUCUUUUGGCUGAAAGUUGUCCUCUUGACCUGUCGAAUUAGCUGCUAAACGUUAGCCACCCACUGGAGAGGUGUCCAACUCGUGAACGCGCAUCACAAAGAAAUCCAGGAAAAUCGCAAUAAACUGCUAUAAGUCGGUUUAAAUUAACUACCUUAUGAUGUCUUUAACACCUAUAACGAAUAAAAACAUGACCGGAGAUAUAGAACUACUAAAACGAAAGCGUUUGCAGGACGCCAUUGUGAUGUCUUUUUGCGCCAGGCGCACCGUUGAAAAGGACGGUACUUCCGUUCCACGGUCUUAUAUAAGGUCCCAGAUUGCGCAAUCCACUCCAUUCAAAUUCUCACCGCUUACUGACAUCUAGAGGAAGGCGUAUGCAGUGCAUGUAGCCCCAUAGCUUACAUUGGGACUUAUAAACUGACCCCAGAACAGGGACCUCGAUUUCUGAAAUCUCACUCCCUGACAAUAAAUGUGCUGCAGAAUGAGUUCUGUUUCACUCAGAGAAAUAAUUCAAACGGUUUUAGAAACUAGAGUGUUUUCUAUCCAAUAGUAAUAAUAAUAUGCAUAUUGUACGAGCAAGAAUUGAGUACGAGGCCGUUUAAAUUGGGAACAAUUUUCCCCCAGAGUGUAAAUAGCGCCCCCUAUCAUCAUCAGGUUAAGGCAUUGUAUGAAGCUAAUAAGGCAGAGUUCUAUUCAAGAGUCAAAUGUAAUCAAUGUCAUUGAUUGAAGCAAUAUAUCAGAAUCAUUAUUCAGAAACUGUUGAAUUGAGGAAGUCUGCCUUUUUUGAUAUGGAUUGUUUGUGUGAAAUCAUUUAUGCCAUGUUCACUUCAAGCCUGUCUAUCUUUGAACUCUGAAAUGCUAUUUCUGAAUGUUUUGACAUGUUAGAUGUAUAACACAUUUUCCUGCUUUGUGAUAUACAAUGCAUUCGGAAAGUAUUCAGACCCCUUGACUUUUUCCACAUUUUGUUACCUUACAACCGUACUCUAAAAUGGGUUAAAAAAAAAAUUCUCCCCUUCAUCAAUCUACACACAAUACCCCAUAAUGACAAAGCGAAAAACUGUUUUUUGAAAAUGUAUUAAAAAUAAACUGAAGUAUUCAGAUCUUUUACUCAGUACUUUGUUUAAGCACAUUUGGCAGUGAUUACAGCCUCGAGUCUAAUUGAGUAUGAUUCUGUAAGCUUGGCACACCUGUACAGAUCCGGACUCUGGCUGGGCCACUCAGGGACAUUCAGAGACUGUCCCUGAGUGUCCAUUCAGAGACUGUCCACACUCCUUCGUUGUGUGCUUAGGGUCAUUGUCCUUUUGGAAGGUGAACCUUCAUCCCAGUCUGAGGUCCUGAGCUCCAUGGAGCAGGUUUUCAUCAAGGAUCUCUGUACUUUGCUCCGUUCAUCUAACCCUCAAUCCUGACUAGUCUCCCAGUACAAAACAUCCUCACAGCAUGAUGCUGCCACCAUUUUUUUUUAUUUUAUUUUACCGUUAUUUUACCAGGUAAGUUGACUGAGAACACAUUCUCAUUUGCAGCAACGACCUGGGGAGUAGUUACAGGGGAGAGGAGGGGGAUGAAUGAGCCAAUUGUAAACUGGGGAUUAUUAGGUGACCAUGAUGGUUUGAGGGCCAGAUUGGGAAUUUAGCCAGGACACCGGGGUUAACACCCCUACUCUUACGAUAAGUGCCAUGGGAUCUUCACCUUAGAGAUGGUGCCAGAUUUCCUCCAGAUAUGACGCUUGUCAUUCAGGCCAAAGAUCUUGGUUUCACCAGAGAAUCUUGUUGUCAUGGUCUGAGAGUCCUUUAGGUGCCUUUUUGCAAACGCCAAGCGGGCUGUCGUGCCUUUUACUAAGGAGUGAGUGGCUUCCGUCUGGCCACCUUACCAUAAAGGCCUAAUUGGUGAAGUGCUGCGGAGAUGGUUGUCCAUCUGGAAGGUUUCGCUAUCUCCACAGAGGAACACUUGAGAUCUGGUUCUUGGUCUCCUCCCUGACCAAAGCCCUUCUGCCCCGAUUGCUCAGUUUGGCUGGGCUACCAGCUCUAGGAAGAGUCUUGGUGGUUCCAAACUGCUUCCAUUUAACAAUGAUGGCCACUGUUCUUGGGGACCUUCAAUAGUGCAGACUUUUUUUGGUACACUUCCCCAGAUCUGUGCCCCAGCUCUAUGGACAAUUCCUUCGACCUCAUGGCUUGGUUUUUGCUCUGACAUUCACUGUCAACUGUGGGACCUUACAUAGGUGUGUGUGCGCCUUUCCAAAUCAUGUCCAAUCAAUUGAAUUUACCACGAGGACUCCAAUCCAGUUGUAGAAACAGCUCAAGAAAGAUCAAUGAAAACAGGAUGCACCUGAGCUCAAUUGAGUCUCAUAGCAAAGGGUCUGAAUACUUAUGUAAUUAAGGUAUCUGGUUUUAAUACUUUGGCAAAAAUGUCUAAAGCUGUUUUGCUUUGUCAUUAUGGGGAAUUGUGUCGAUUUGAGAAAAUAGUCUUAUUAGAAAAUGAUAAAAUUAAUAUAACAAUGUGGAAAAGUCAAGUGGUCUGAAUACUUUCCGAAUGCACUGUAGCUACCAGUCUUUGUUUUGGGUGUUUCUUUUGUUUUUGCAAGCUUACACCUUCUAUUGAAGUGAAGAUUUGUAUGAAAAGAUUAAAAGCAACAAAAAAAGUAAUAAAGGAAAUGAUAAACUAUGA